This is a messenger RNA of Camponotus floridanus (Florida carpenter ant), 1398 nucleotides long. RefSeq lists its product as uncharacterized. The transcript is spliced from 2 exons. The coding region runs from base 9 to 1343 and encodes 444 amino acids. Lineage: Eukaryota; Metazoa; Arthropoda; Insecta; Hymenoptera; Formicidae. The record is from RefSeq and is a predicted model, not a curated record.
GUUUACGCAUGGCUGCGAAAAAAUAUAAUAUUACUUACGAGAUAUUAGAAAGAGAAUUUCACAAAUUUUGCCAAUUACAAAUCACAUACAAAUUUGACCAACCUGUAAAACAUGGAGUUUUCACAUAUAUUGAGGAAUUUUCGUUACUAGAAAAAUUACAUCUCUGGAAAAUAACAACUCAAGAUUGCACUUGUCAAGUUUGCGCAUUGGAAUGCGUACUCAAACUGGCUUACAUAUUCGCUAAUAUAAGUAAUAUAAGUAAGAAAAAACUUCUAACUUGGAAGAAUAAAAUAAUGCGCGAAGAAUGGAUAUGUGAUUUCCAAAUGAGACACAGCAAAGAAAUUUCUAAAUUCUCGAACUACUCUAACUGUAGAAAAGUUAAGACAUCAAAAAAGAUGAGCGCACCGCAAUCAUUCGUUGUAGAAAAUAUCUCAAAACCAAGUACUUCGAGUAUCCCUCAAGCAGGUGAGCAAAGAGAGCUUAAUCUAUUGGAAACUUCCCAUGUUACUGAAUAUCAUAAUGAAAUUAAAAGUUUUCUAGAAUUAAGAAAUAAACUUGAAGCAGCAACAGUAGAUGUUUUAAGUGGAAAGAAAGAUGUACAAUCCGCUGUAGUAUUUUAUGAACUUGAUAAAAACAUCUUGAAUUGUAAAUUAAAUGUCAUUAAAAAACAUAUAGAGUAUUUGACACUAAAACAGAAAUAUUUCUUAGCAAUAAGGGAAUAUAUAUAUGGAGCAAGUUCUGUACAAGCCGCUGCAAAUUACUAUGGAAUUAGUCAGAAAAAACUAAAGAACGAAAUAAAAGAGUGCGUUGAUUUUAUUUCACAAGGAAAUAUCCAAAUACCAAUAUACAAAAUCGACAAUCAAUAUGUGGACCGCUCAGAAAUUUUUACACUUAAAGAAGAACGUUUGUUAUGGAAUGAGUUACAGAUCUGGAAAAAGAUUUUUCAACCAUAUUGUUUUUGCCAAUUAUGUGCGAUGAAACAACUGUUGAAUCUAGCAAAUGAAUAUGUUCAAUACAAAAAGAGAUACUCAAUACAUUAUAAUAAAAUUAAAAAAUGCAAUAACAUUGCAAAAUUAGGAAAAUGGCUCAUCAAUUUCGAAAUGAGAUACAAUAUAAUCUCAAAAACCUUUUCACCUAAUUGUUUAAAAAUACCAAUUGAAACCCAAAAAUUGACAAAUAAAUCAAAAUCUCCGAGGUUGCUUGUUUCUAAAUCACGCAGACGUCGCAGCGGUCUACGAAGGAAAAAUUUUAACCAGUCGCAAAUCAACACCGCUAAAGAUAUAUCUACCCAAACAAAAAUUACAUCUGUUGCUCAGAAUGAUCAACCUAUGGACCUAACCUAACUGGUUUUUUAAACUAAAAUAUUAAAAGAAAGGGACUAAGAUGUUAUCUCUCAAA